This is a messenger RNA of Caenorhabditis bovis, 747 nucleotides long. Lineage: Eukaryota; Metazoa; Nematoda; Chromadorea; Rhabditida; Rhabditidae. The record is from the annotation of a GenBank genome assembly.
AUGUUGGAGCGAACCGAUCUUGGAAUGGAUGCGAGUUUUGGCGGAAAGUUGUCCGCAGAUGAGCAACCGUCAAAGCAAGCGGUUAUUCUGGUGCAUGGAAUCACAAAUAAAAUAACGCGAUUCGCGGGAACGAUGAAUUAUUUGAAAUCGAAAGGAUACAAAAACUCGGAGAUCUAUGGGACCACUUGGGGCGACGCCGGACGGACACCGGUGGGUCUCGUCGACAUGAAGUGCAGCUAUGUGAAGCAGCUGAGAGCGAUGAUCAUCGCGGUUCGGCAGUACACUGGAACGCAGGUCGAUGUGAUCGCUUAUUCGAUGGGCGCCCCAUUGGCGAGAAAAGCGAUUCUUGGAGGGCAGUGCGUCGAUACUCGAGAGAUAUUGGGACCCCCGCUCACGGAGCUCAUCGACACAUUCCUGUCAGUGGCUGGCGCGAAUUAUGGAAGCGCGUUGUGCAUUGUGCCGGUGCCGGUUGGCACGUGCAACAGACGCACCGGUCUCCAUUGCGAUUCGGCGUUCCUCCAGGACAUCAACAAUCAGCAGAAGUACGAAGGAGCGCACGUGUUCAGCAUUUUCUCGACGGCCGAUGAGAAGAUUGGGUUUCGCUCGUGCGGUCGGCCGGUGUCGCCAAUUCGCGGCGGGACCGGCUACGUGAAAAAAGACGGGCUCAAUCAUGAUCAGUUGAUGGAUUCGACCGUCAAAUUGCAAUUGAAUUUCGUCGCCAAUCACAGCCCAAAAGCGCACCCAUGA